This is a messenger RNA of Stylonychia lemnae, 624 nucleotides long. The record is from the annotation of a GenBank genome assembly. NCBI's taxonomy places the organism in Eukaryota, Ciliophora, Spirotrichea, Sporadotrichida, Oxytrichidae.
AUGGACAUAACUGAUCAGUUUAAAGGUUAAAGUCACAGCAGUUGCAAAACAAAAGUUACUAGACUAGAUUUUUAUCACCCUAUAGAAAUGGCACUCUUGAGAGUAGGAAAAAUUUAGUCAAAGUAUCUGAUACUUGAAAUAAUGGAAUAUGCUAUGUAAAAAGAUAAUUAUCACACCUUAUACUAAGCUAAUGUCAAUUUAAGAAGAUUAUUUGUCAGAAAUAUGAUAUUUUUACGCAAAAUUUAUGACUAGGGCUAUUCCAAACCUAAUACUAUAGCAGCGGAAUUUCAAAGCUAUUAUUUCAAAAGAACUUUUUUCGAUUAAGUUAACUAGAGAAUAUCUGAUUAACAUAGUGAGAAUGUGAAAUUCAACAUUCUCUUUUAUGAGCAUAUAAACAUGCUGCCAAUAUUUUAUUUUGAAGAAUUCAAGCAGAUCAAAUGGCAAAGGGUGAAGAAAGUCAUACUCAGACUUACCAAUAAUAACUUUCAGAUUAGAGAGCAAAUAUACACUAAUAAACCUGUCUACAAUAUUGAUGGAGGCUUAAAUCAAUUUUUUAAAAGACUUGAUUCUGACCUUAAUUCACUUAUUUGUUACAACAUGUCAAUUAGAAACAAAUGGACUUGA